AUGUCCCAGACCAAGGCGGACGUCAAGAAGGCCAUUUUAGGCCAACUAGAGGCCAUCAAGGAAGAAGAUCGGCUUAAUUUCUUGAUUAACCGGCUUACGAAUGUCGAAUUUGAAUCAGAAAAGUCAAUUGAAACCGCAAAAUACCUGAAAACGGAGACUGAUCGACUUGCUGGGGUACGGUUCAUUUGUUUUAAUAUUAUAAAUUUAGAGGUGUUCCAAAAUUUUCGUCUAUAACAUUUAUGUUGUUCCAGAUAGAGAAAAAACUCCAGAAUACGGAGAAGAUGUUGAGUCGGGCCGAACUAUCAAAGUCAAAGUUGGAAGAGCUUUGUCGGGAAUUGAACCGAUCAAAGAAAGAAGAAGCCGACAGGAAUGUUCAGAAACUCCGAGAGAUCGAAAGAAAUCACCAAGAGACCGUGGAGAACUUUAAGAAAUCAUUAGGUGAUAUCCAGAGUUCUGUCGAUGCUCGAAAGGAACAAGCCAAGAGGAUGCAAGACGUUGAGGACAUCUCAAAGAGUCUGACCAGUUUAUCGGAGGAAUAUGAGACAAGGCUGAGAGAACUGAAAACAUUGGUAGGUGGUUUUAUUGUUAUUUUACUUGAUGUUUAGUAUGAGGAUCGUGAAGAUAAAGUGAAGGACAUGAUGAAGACCAAGGACGACGAGUUGAAGCACUUGAGAAAAGAGAUUGAAGGGAUGCGUUCGAAAGUGGAGGGAGUCUUCAGAGAAAACGUUGAACUGAAACAAGAGGUAGGAAGGGCUGAAUGAGGAUCAUGUAUUUAGCUUUUGAACAAAGAGAGAGCCUUCCAAGAAGCCGUAACGGCCGAAAUAAACACUAAAAAAGUCAUUGAAUCAUAUGGAGACAAGUACGGAGAGUUGGUGGGAACUUUGGAGAAGUCGAAUAAGGCCUUUGAAAGGGCAAGGACAGAUAUGACUAAAGUAAGGAAGCGUGUACAAGUAUAUAUAUGCCGUAUGUUGCAGAUGAACGGCCAACUCAUUAAGCUUCAAGCAGAAUCUCAGCGGUACCGCAAGCAGUUAGAGGAGUCUAAAGCGCAAGUUUUUCAAUACAGGAAUUACUCUUAACCUGAGAACAAAACGAAUAUAAUUUGAUUACAGAACGAUCAAUCAAUUGACAAGCAUAAAUGAAGACAUUACCAAGAAGUCUAGUCUGAAGGACAGACAGAUGGAGCAGCUGCAGAAGCUAUGCCGUCAACUUCAGAAGGGAAAUCCACUCACAGAAGAAACUCCGGAAUCCGAAAACGCUGGUGCCUGA
Bursaphelenchus xylophilus (pine wood nematode) is the source of this 1266-nucleotide messenger RNA. The record is from the annotation of a GenBank genome assembly. NCBI's taxonomy places the organism in Eukaryota, Metazoa, Nematoda, Chromadorea, Rhabditida, Aphelenchoididae.